AUGGAAACUUUGAAACAACGUAUUCAAACGUGCGAGAGCAUUCGAAGACUCUCCUUAACAGUCGAAGAUUUACGUUUUAACAAAACAGACCAAAUCAACACAGUAUUGCAAUCUUCGUUACGUAAACAGAUUUUCUUUAACUAUGGUUAUGAUACGCUUGCUUCCAUUGAAGAUAGCUAUUUUCUUGGACUGUUCGAAACUCAUCUGAGCACGCGAGGAAGUCUUACAACAUUGGUGAAUUCUUCUCUUGAACUUCAAGAUCAUCCCGUGGAUAAAAUAAUUGAGAGGCAAUACCAAAUGGCAAUAGAAAAUAUUAAGAUAUAUUGUGAAACAAAAUGUUAUGAGCUAAAGUUGGCCCUCUUAGGGAAUUACUUCCUAUUGCCAGUUGGCAGUGCCAAUCAUGUACAAAACUUGCUGAAGUGUAUUGAAAGACUCUUCACAGAUACUUAUGCCAACACCAUUCACACAUUCCAAGUCACCGCUAAGAUCAGACUAUCUGAACAACACAUCCAGAAGGCUAUAUCCUCCCCUGAGGUUGUCGUUACCACUCGCUUCUCCAACCAUACUACACAAAUCCUUGAGACUUUUUAUGAGCAAAAUGAUCGUCCCAAAAUAUCAGAUAAAUCUAAGCUUGCCAAGGCAACCGGUCUAUCUAUUGAGCAGAUUGAAACAUGGUUCAAUAACAAAAGGAGUCGUGCACAAAAAGGGGAUACAGGUUUAUGUGAGAAACAAGUAAGAGAAUUCAUGUUAGAAACGGAGAUUGAUUGGGUUGAACAGUUGAAAUUAGUUGAAAAGGAUAGUUUAACAUCUGAAGACACUCGUUGUAUUGACAAUGUUGAUCAUGUCAUUGAAAUCCCACCAAGUCCUGAAUCACCUGGUUCUAUUGAAGUAGAUAAUCAAUCAACUUCUUCGUCUGAGACACGUUAUACAUCGAAAUUAAUAUCGCGAUCGAAAUUUACGAAAAAUGCUCGCAAAAUGGCUAGUCCAUAUGCAACAUCACGUCCUCGAAAAGGUAAAUCUACAGGCCUUCGCAGUGUUCGCAUUACACCGUCAACUGUAGAAAAUUCACCUGAAAACGGCAGGGCUGGACCCGCUAAUCUAACUGGAUUGAUUAAAGCCACGCUAACUGCGAGCCCGUCGUCAUCUGCAAACAUUACUUCCUCGCCAACCAAUUUAAAAGUUCGCGUGUCUUUUAACAAGUCAACGGCUAGGGCGCGCGCACAACCUUAUUCAUGUAUUCCACCUAAGCGUCUUCGGAAGACUAAAUCUCCGUCAACAAACAGUAAUCAUGCGAACAACGCGUCGGUACCAGCGAUCCAUAUUGCCAACGAUUCCUGUGGGCAAAUAUAUACUAAAGGAUUCUUGCAGAACAUGACACCAUCGACUGAUAGUGAAAGUUAUUUCACAGAAAGUCUGGACAAAGCUUUUGAUCGCAACAAUAAACUUCUACCAAUAAUGGAUCCAGAUCGAGAAUCCAAUCUUGCUUUCUUGGCUGAACAAUAUUAUAAUGGGCUAUCGGGCGAGCAGUCGGCUUUAGAAACUGCGUUGAUAUUAUCGCCCGUCUCUAUAUCGGGAGAUCAGCAGCAAUGUUUUCAAAAUGUUCAUCAAACGAUUGGACGAUUCGAUGCACAAGAAACAGAAGUAUACGACGAUAAUGUCAACUAUCAACUCAGCAAUGACGAGACUGAUCUGAAUCUGCAGAGCUUGUCUUCUAGUUUUCUUCCGUCCAACUGUUUUCAGGCUUAUAAUCAGUUCACCUGUGAGGGCGCAUCCAAUUUCUCUCGGGUUUCGAUUGAGGGCUUUGACGAUGAAUCUAGCUCAACACAGUCAAAGUCUACUCAAUCAGAAAGUGACUAUCCACUGGAUGAAGCCUUCUUAUUCGAUUCUAAUAUUCAAGAAUCCGUGUGGCGAUUUUCUGAACCGUAUUUCGUUGACACUGUGCUGGCCAACAAUGGUGAAUUCUCUUCGUUCAUACCCCAUGAAGGAUUCCUUGCCUCCGGAUGUAUGGCCACACUUAAUAGUGAUGCCGAUUUCCUCACUGACGAAACGCUUAAUGUGGUGCCUCAAAACAACAUAUCUGUAGCUGAAUCUUCUCCAUGGGUGAUAUUGACAGAUGACGAUCAACAGCAAAUCAUGUAA
Paraglomus brasilianum is the source of this 2139-nucleotide messenger RNA. NCBI's taxonomy places the organism in Eukaryota, Fungi, Glomeromycota, Glomeromycetes, Paraglomerales, Paraglomeraceae. The record is from the annotation of a GenBank genome assembly.